This is a messenger RNA of Rangifer tarandus platyrhynchus (Svalbard reindeer), 480 nucleotides long. The record is from the annotation of a GenBank genome assembly. Lineage: Eukaryota; Metazoa; Chordata; Mammalia; Artiodactyla; Cervidae.
AUGAGAAAGAUAGAAAAUAACAAGUGUUGGGCUCGUGAGUCCUGCGCCUGCCACGGCAGCACUGAACCCUCAGGCUACUUGAUUGUCCUUAGCGGUGGCCGUGGUUGCAGCCUCGGCACUUCGGCCCGGCCUGCAGACACCAGAGAGGGCGCUCCUGCCGUGGCCAUGACCACCCGGAGCAGAAAUGGCCUGCACGGGGACACACAGACCUUGGUAGUCAGCCCGGGAGUGGCUGCAGGGGUUGGCAUCUUGGCCGCCUUCCAGGGGACCCAGAUGCAGCCACACAUGAACAGCCAGAAAGACCUGACCUUCCUCUGGGAUGUGUUCGGUGAAAAAAGCCUGCAUUCACUAGUUAAGAUUCAUGAGAAACUUCACUACUACGAGAAACAGAACCCCAUGCCCAUCCUCCAGGGCGCGGCAGCCUUGGCCGAUGACCUGGUGGAGGAGCUUCAGAACAAGCCAAUAAACAGUGAGAUCUGA